AGCGCAGUCGCAGUACUAAUGCUUUCGCAUUGAAUGCCAUUCAGUGCUAAUGAAUGGACUUUUUUUGCGAUAACUUUUUAUCACUUUUUUGUUUACCAUUAAAAUCGUUGAUAUCUUUUGAUGGAUAGUCGAGGUCUUCAGUGAACAACACAUCCCGCGGACAACAAUACACACAUAAAAAAUAACCGGAAGCAAUGGCCGUACAGUUGAGACACUUGUAUCCAAUCAAUUCGCUGCUGAAGAGAGCGCUUCCCGUUCUGCACAAGUGUUGCCAAAAGCGAUGUCUCAAUCUUCAGGAGUAUCAGAGCAAACAACUGAUGCGAAACAAUGGUGUGAGAGUUCAGCGCUUCUGUGUCAUCGAGAGUGUCGAUGAAAUCAAGUCCAUUAUCGGCGACCCGAACGUGAAGUACGCGGAGUGUCCGUCGGCUGACGGCCCGCAGUCGUCGGUCGACCAUUUGGUUCAGCACUCGUUGGCCGAUGUGGAGGAAUACGUGAUCAAAGCGCAAGUGUUGGCCGGCGGUCGCGGAAAGGGUUACUUCAAGAACUCGUCGAUGAAAGGAGGCGUUCAGUUGACGAAAGACAAGCAAAAAGUGACGGAAAUUUGUGCCAAAAUGUUGAACGACUUCCUAAUCACCGCU
Messenger RNA from Medioppia subpectinata, 638 nucleotides. Lineage: Eukaryota; Metazoa; Arthropoda; Arachnida; Sarcoptiformes; Oppiidae. The record is from the annotation of a GenBank genome assembly.